Molecule: messenger RNA, 513 nt
Organism: Sporothrix brasiliensis 5110
Lineage: Eukaryota; Fungi; Ascomycota; Sordariomycetes; Ophiostomatales; Ophiostomataceae
Exons: 2
Coding region: 1-513 (170 amino acids)
Biological process (GO): DNA repair
Molecular function (GO): catalytic activity
Source: RefSeq, a predicted model, not a curated record
AUGCCACGAUCUGACGAGGCCGAGUCCUUUUUCUUUGCCGCCUACAGCGCCAUUCAAGAGGUGCCUCAUGGGAAAGUGACCAGUUAUGGACACAUAGCAAAACUCAUCGGAACCCCACAACGGCCCCGCCAGGUUGGCAUCUGCUUGCGACACCUGCCUGAAGAGGGCAAUGUCCCUGAGGGCAUGCUGUCACGCUUCCACACAGGUACGGUACCAUGGCAGCGCGUCAUCAGUGCCAAAGGCGUCAUCUCGCCUCGCGGAUUAGCCGCGGGCGGAGCGGGCAGCCGGAACCGACAGGCGGCGGCGUUGCAGGCAGAAGGCGUGGAUGUGAUUGCGGAUGCGAUGGGCGAGCUGUCGGUGGACCUGAAGCGGUACGGCUGGUUUCCACGACAGCUGCCUUCUGAAGCAGGAGAGAGACGGGAUGGAGGCGAAGGAAUCGACGGAGGCAACGGAGAGGAUGGAGACGUAGAGGUGAAGGAAGAAGACGUCGAGAUAAAAGAGGACAGCGAUUGA